GUCGUCGUCGUCAACACCACCACCAUCAUUAUCAUCAUCUCUAUCACCACCACAACCACGAAUACUCCUGCUACAUUGUCGACACCUCCACCACCUUCUACUGCUAUUUCUAGCGCCUCCACUAGUGUCCGUUCUUCAUUAACAUCAUCACCAUCAUCGUCAUCACCACCAAUUCCAUCACCCACACGUACACCAUCACCACCACCACCACCAUCACAACACCACCAACAACAACAACAACGCGAUCGUCAGCACCAGCACCAUUACAGCCAUCGUCUGCAAUAACAACACCAUCAUCGAGUGUAUAGCAUUGGUUCACGGAUUCAUCCGAACUUGUUUUUAGACGCGCGAAAUCCGGGAACAGGAAAUAAACUCUCGCUUUCAUAACAGCAACAACAACAGGACUAGCGGUAACAACUCAUAACAGCGACAUUAAGAAGAAGAAUAAUGAACAGGCACGACAACAACAAUAACAAUAACAAUAACAACAUCGGUACUGCUGCUAAUAACUUAAAAACUAAAAGAGCGAUGCAGAUAUGAAUCGAUUGCCAAAGUUUUCUAUCAACUUCGCUAACAACUCGACUUCAACGACAACAUUACGAAGAAGCUGUGCAAAAAUAACAACAACAACAGCACCGCUUACACCACUAACAACAACAACAACACAGUACAAUUACGACGACGACUGUAGGAUUUCGAACGAAAGGCAGGAGAAUUAAAUUUAUUUCUUUAUUGCCCACAGGGGGCUAAACAUAGAGGGGACAAACAAGGACAGACAAAGGGAUUAAGUCGAUUACAUCGACCUCAGUGCGUAACUGGUACUUAUUUAAUCGACCCCGAAAGGAUGAAAGGCAAAGUCGGCGAUUGUUAAAACAUUCUAUCGAUACACCGUUGAGGAUGUAUAAAGCGUAUAUCUUAUCUAAAACAAAUAUUUACAUAUUCGCACGCGCACACACUGAUAUUUAAAGCAAACCACCAAAUAUAGAAGCAUACAUAUAUAUAUAUAUACAAACAGAUAAGUAUAUAUACACACAUUGGUAAGUAUAUAUGCACACAUGCACACGUGUAUAUAUAUAUAUAUCGACCAGUGCUCCGGAAUCUUUUUUCAUUCGCGUUACACUCAUUUUUUUCUCGAAAUUCGGCAUAACACCGAAUAUAACAAAAAAUAGAGGGGAAAAAAUUAUAUUCGGAUUAAACACCAGUGUGCCGCGUCAUACCGGUUGCGGAGCACUAAAUAGACCAUUUAUAUACAAGCACACAUAAUUGCAUAUACCUGGAUAGAUAGAUAAAUAGAUAGAUACACGAAACAUUGUCCAUAUAUAUAUGUGUAUACAAAAGCAAUCACGCUUAUCUACCUCUCCGGAAUAAUCUCUGCUUGACUCAUUAAAGUUCCUUUGGUGUAUUUUGACAAACAUACAUACCCAUACAUACAUACAUACAUACAUACAUACUUACCUACAUACAUACACACGCACAUACACACACGUUGUUCAUAUACGCAUACAUAAAUACCUGUAUAUGUAUACACAUAUAUAUAUUCAUACAACAUACAUACAUUCAAGCAUAUAUUAUAAAUAACUACAUACCCAUACAUACAUACAUACAUACAUACAUACAUACACACACACGUUGUUCAUAUAUGCAUACAUAAAUACCUGUAUAUGUAUACACAUAUAUAUAUUCAUACAACAUACGUACAUUCAAGCUUAUAUUACAAAUAACUACAUACCCAUACAUGUAUACAUAAAUGUACACAUUCUUACACACACUCACUCUCUCCCGUCUUCACUCACUCACACACACACGUAUGUACAGACAAAGACACCUACAAUAUCACCACCGACAACAACAACACCAACAACAGUAAUAUCAACUACCUUUUUAAACGCAAAAAGCAACUGAGCUGUUGUAAACUUUGCCAACGUCGAUAACAUAAGCGUGUGGCGUUUUCUGUAUAACACCAAGAACAGCAACCAGUAACAACAUUAGAAAUAACAGCAACUCCACUUGUGACACCAUCAUCAUCGUCAUCAUCAUCGUCGUCGUCAUCGUCAACAAAUAAAAAUACAACAACAGCAACUACAAAACGAGGACAACACGUUCAGCAUCUUCAUCACCACUAUCACAAACAACAGCAAUAACCAAAUCAUAAAUACGGGAACAAGUUGUUUGUUUAUGUUUCGACGAUCAUAACUUUUUGUAAAAAUGAAUCGAAACCCUCUCACGCCAUUAUUAUCACACUCGUCUUCGUCCUCUCCUUCAUCUUCAUACUCAUUAUCAUUAUCAUCAUCAUCAUCAUCACCAUCAUCAUCGUUAUUAUUUUCAUUAUCAGCAUCAGCAUCAGCAUCCUCGUCAUCAUCUCUGAACAACACUUUAAGCGAACUGAACGAUUCCCUGGUAAAACCCUUUUUUCUGUCAGUGGCAAACAGCAGCGCCCUUCCCGAACUCGGACCGCGAGACAGAGAACCAGCCGAAAGAGGGAUCGUGAGUUUAGGCGGGAUUAUUGCCACCAGCCUCAUGUUUUUCAUUAUCGGAGCAACAGGAUUUUUCGGUAAUCUCUUGGUCAUUUACUCUGUAAUUAGUGACCGUAAAAUGAGAUCCUCCGUGACUAAUUUAUUAAUUACGAAUUUAGCACUUGCUGACCUUUCAACUUUGAUUUCUGGAGUGCCGGAUAUCGUACUGUUUAUUCUGAACCGUGGAUGGCUACUGGGUGAAAUACCAUGUAAACUUCAUCGUUUCGCUAUGGUCACUAGUUUAUAUGUGUCCGUACUUUCAUUGUGCGCCGUGUGCAUCGAAAGGUACAUUGGAAUUAUUCACCCGUUUGAAGCACAUAUUGUGUGUAACCGGAGACGUAUCAUCUGUGUGAUAUGCAUAGUGUGGUUCAUAUCUUUGGUGACGGGUUUACCACCGCUUCUCUUCAAUACGGUGAUGCAUGACAAGUCAAAGGAUUCAGUUGGUUUCUGUCGCAUGCGAUUUCCAACAAAUUCCUUUCUUUAUUUCAUGAUUUAUAAAUUUGGAGAGUUUUUCUUGUAUUAUUUCGCUCCCUUACUUUUACAAAUGGUUCUUUAUUGUAUCAUUACAAAACAAUUGUUUCUUGGUAGUGAACAUCUACACAGGCCUGUUGUAAUGACUUGGACGGAAACCGGAAGUCGAACCGAGCGCUCUUCUGAUGCACUUCAAGCGCGAAAGGGAGUUGUGAAAAUGCUUAUCAUAAGUGUAUUGGUCUAUUUUAUCAGUUACUCACCCAUCGAGAUUAUGCUGUUCUAUAAAAUGAUAUCGCCUCAUGCGUUCAAAGACCACUGGUCUUACCACGUAAUUGCCAUUGUUAUCGCUUAUGUCAAUUCGUCCGCUAACCCGAUACUCUACAGCAUCUUCAGCCAGAAUUUCCGUCGACGUUUCAAUGCCAUACUAUGCGGCCAUGAAGAGAAAAACCGACACAUGACAGCUACCUCAACAAAUUCCCGCAUGUGGCGCCUCACAAGUCUCAGGUCAGCUACAACAGAAGUGUGACGGACAGUUCUCGUCCUUGUUAUUGUACAUUCUAAUUUUUGAUUCCUUAAAUGUAUUUUCAUUUCAUUUUGGGGUUAUUCUUUUUUAUUUAAUUUAACGAAUACCUAGCUUUGUAGGGUGUGUGUGUGCGUGAGAGAUAGACAGACACUCAGACAGACAGACAGAGAAACAGAAACAGAGAGAUUUGUUUCAUAUUUAUAUGAUAGCUCAGUGGUUAGAGCGUGGGGCUCACAAUCAUGAGGUAGUAAGUUCGAUUCCCGGACCGGGUUGUGUUCUGUUUUCUUGAGCAAGACACUUCAUUUCACACUGCUCCAGUUCACUCAGCUGCAGGAAUGAAUUGCGACGUCACAGGUGCCAAGCUGUAUCAGCCUCUGUCUUUCUCUUGGAUAACGUCGGUGGCGUGAAGAGGGGAAGCUGGUAUACAUAGGCGACUACCGGACUUGUGCCUCGAAGGGUAACUUUCUAGGUGCAAUCCCAUGGUCAUUCAUGACCGAAGGAGAUCUUUUAUAUGACUUAGUCAAGAGGAGGGAAAAAAAGCAAAUGAAAUUUUUCACGGGAUGGAGCGCUCCGAUAAUGGUAGAUCGUAGUUCGAUCUUCAGACAAAAGAACGAGUAUGGGUUAUUGCCAAAGAGAAAAUUCUGCAAAAAGCUUUCGGUAGCCGGCUCAUCGUUUUUAAACGGAUUAUGGAUUUAGUCUACAACUCAAUUAUAGAAGUCUCGUCUAACAAAUUUCACUCACAAGCAUUUUUGGUCAAGCUGAAAGUAUGAAAGAAU
Octopus bimaculoides (California two-spot octopus) is the source of this 4283-nucleotide messenger RNA. RefSeq names its product neuropeptide receptor 15. Gene Ontology annotation, cellular component: plasma membrane. The record is from RefSeq and is a predicted model, not a curated record. Lineage: Eukaryota; Metazoa; Mollusca; Cephalopoda; Octopoda; Octopodidae. Gene Ontology annotation, biological process: G protein-coupled receptor signaling pathway. Gene Ontology annotation, molecular function: G protein-coupled receptor activity.